GAAUAUUCAUCGAUUUGAUCGUAUUGCGUGUCGAAAAAAAACAGGUUUUUCCACAACCCCUGGUAAAAUAUGGAUUCGCCUUCGGGUUUUCGUAACCGUAAGUCUUCAAACACUCAGCAGAAGCGACAACGUCCAGCAAAAAGCCGAUCGAAAAAUCCGCAACUGUUUGAUGAUACCAGUUCACAACAACCUAUGAAUCCACAGGGCCCUUAUGGACCAACACCAGGAAUGACAGAUAUUGAAAGUAGUAUUAGCGAAGUCAAUUUUGAAGACCUGCCACCAGUAGAUGCAAGUUAUGCUCAAAGCCCAUACUUUACCUCCUCCUCCGGAAUGCCAGAGCAUGGAAUGCCUCAUCCAGAAAUGAUGCCAGGCCCUGGUUAUGACCAAGGUCAGGGAAUGCCCCCUUAUGGCCAGCAGGGACAACAGCCAUAUAUACCAGGGCAACAGAUGUUCAAUGACCCGAUGGCUGGCAUGGCCAUGCAAUAUGGGACUAACUUAGCAGGAAAGGGGUCGGAAAUUGUUCAAGAAAAGUUCGAGAAAUACAUGAGCAAGUCCAAAUUAAAGUAUUACUUUGCUGUGGACACAGCAUAUGUUGGGAAAAAAUUGGGUCUUCUUCUAUUUCCAUAUACACAUCAGGACUGGGCCAUCCAUUAUAACCAAGAUGAACCAGUUGCCCCAAGGCUUGAAAUAAAUGCACCGGACUUGUAUAUACCUGUGAUGGCCUUUGUUACAUAUGUCCUUGUUGCGGGAGUGGUGCUUGGUACUCAAAAUAGGUUUACCCCAGAACAAUUAGGCAUCCAAGCAAGCACAGCUCUAGUCUGGACGAUCAUAGAAAUCCUUGCUGUUUUGAUGACCCUGUACGUCAUGAGUGUGGCUACAGACCUCAAGUAUUUAGAUCUGUUAGCAUAUUCAGGAUAUAAAUAUGUUGGUAUGAUCUUCACUCUUCUUGCUGGUCUCAUUUUCAAAACCGGAGGCUACUACUUGGUAUUGCUAUGGUGUAGUGCUGCUAUUGCAUUUUUUCUUAUGCGAACUCUUCGGGUCAAGAUCCAGCCCCAUGGAGAUGAGGAUGGAUACCAGAGAGGAGGGAAACGAAGAAUGUACAUGAUGUUGAUGAUAGCAGGGACACAACCUUUAUUAAUGUGGUGGCUUACAAGAUACAUUAUGUUCAAGUGAUAGGCCAUUAUUCUAACUAUGAUGAGUUAUAAUAAAUAGGGGGCCAUGAAUUUAUAGUCUCACCCUUAGCUUUGAAAACAGUCAAAUUAAUUCAUUUUGAGUAAUUUAAAAGUCUCUGUGGUUUUGCAAGGAUUUUCUUACUGUGUUACACUUGGGUGCUCAAUUAAGUGCAUGAUAGACGACUGGCCUCAGAUAAUAUUUUUGUUGGGCUAAAAUUUUAAUUUGGAUUGUGUUAGGCUUGGGUCUAUUUUUGGGGAUACCAAACUAAAGGUAAUGGUUGUCUCACCAAACCUUGCAAGGUUGGAGCAAACACUGCAAUGGUGAAGCUAUUAAAGAUGCAGGUCAAAACUGAGGUGCCUCACUGAUUUUUUAGGAAAAAUGUCACCUCUACCUUAGCAUAAGCAUUGUUUAGUGAGACAACCGGUAUCUCUUGUUUGGUCUAAGUUUCUAUUCUACAUGUGUAAAACAACUUGGAACUUAAUAUUGUGAUUUUGAAAGUAUCACAGUUGGUCUGGCUAGGUAGUACUAGUAGCAGGUCAAUGAUUUGGUGUUGGAAUUUAAUCUGAUGACAAAGCUGAGACUACAAGCAGCCAUAAAGUCAGCGUUUGUAUGUUCAAGUCCUACUUUAUGGACUGCCCUGUUCUGUUGUAAUAUUUUGUCUCUUUUUGAAAAGAUCGGUGCUGUUCUUUAAUUGGUUUCUUAAAUAUCAGACUAUCAUAUGUAAACCAUGUUAAUGGGAGAUAAUCUAUAGCCGGGGGCCAGGUGGGCCAGAUGCAGUACAUUUACUCCAUUUGGAAACCUGUUGUCUUUGAAGCAAGUCCAAAACUACUGACUGAUCUGUACCCCUACCAACUGCAUGACCUUGCCUAUAUUCUUAUCGAUACUUAUGUGUAUCAGUGCAUUUACUAGUAUGCUAUGCUUAUGUCUUAUGUAUAUACCCAACUCGGCAGUACUCUUUUUUGACAGCAAUGCAGGGCCAUAGCUGUGUGGGGCAGGGCUUCCUCUCAUAGCAGGCCUUUCAGUAUCAGUAUCAUUUGUAAAAUUCACCCAAUCAGUGGAGUUUAUUUUAGGAAUGAUGUGUACAUGUAGGCCUGCAAUGAGAGGCUGCUUUUCUACACGGUUGAAAAGUCCGAGUACUGUGCUGAAAUAUGAGCUGUCUAUUUUCCAUAUCACAUACAUUAUUGUCUCAAAAGGGGUUGGGUUGUUUUUGAUUGAAUGAGACCUAAAUAAUGCUUGAUCUACAUGUGUUGGUGCUGUGGGUAUGUUAACAUCCAACAAAAAAUGCUCCACAUCCUGGUAGGCCCACAUUUGAAGAUUUCUAUGUUUAAAACAAUCAAAUUUGGUCACUAAGUAUUGCUUUCUUAUAUACAGUAGCUCCUAUUGAUUGAUGAAGAGAUAGCUCUAAUUGAGUUUCUAUCGCAUUGCGUAUACUACAGCAUCAUUGUAAACUAACCAUGAAAUAAAGACUGUAUAUAAAUUGUAUAAA
This is a messenger RNA of Lineus longissimus, 2659 nucleotides long. RefSeq names its product protein YIF1B-like. Gene Ontology annotation, biological process: endoplasmic reticulum to Golgi vesicle-mediated transport. Gene Ontology annotation, cellular component: endoplasmic reticulum-Golgi intermediate compartment; Golgi membrane; endoplasmic reticulum membrane. Bases 70 to 1173 code for a protein of 367 amino acids. NCBI's taxonomy places the organism in Eukaryota, Metazoa, Nemertea, Pilidiophora, Heteronemertea, Lineidae. The record is from RefSeq and is a predicted model, not a curated record. The transcript is spliced from 11 exons.